Seminavis robusta is the source of this 2475-nucleotide messenger RNA. NCBI's taxonomy places the organism in Eukaryota, Bacillariophyta, Bacillariophyceae, Naviculales, Naviculaceae. The record is from the annotation of a GenBank genome assembly.
CGAAAUUUUCCUCACAUUUCUCUCAAGAUCCCCACAAACUUGGAAAAGGGGUGUGCCGGUGAGCAUAACUACUCUCUACAAGAUCCCAGAGCUACUGUGCAAGUGAGAAUAUCAAGCAGUCCGCGACGCUACUUCGCAGCUAGUUGAUGGAAAAGAAGAGACAAAGUGCUUAGUUGAGAACUGCAUUUUCUUCUGCCCUUGUUGCAACACUUCUACUAGCUCCUACCUCGUACUUUCUUCGAUCCCCUGAAAUACCCGUACCGUUGGAUUACAGUACCCAACCAUGCCUCGACACAGUCCCAAGAGAAAGACAAAGACAAAGAUGCGAGCCACCGAUUACUACAACAAUUGGGAGACCUUGGAUCCUUACCAAGCUAGGUCAAGCUCUCAUCACAAUCCCACUCAGACUCACAAGACUGGAAGAAACCUCGCUCUUUUGGAACAAUGCGAGGAUACCGAUGAAACCUUCUCGGACGAACCCACGUCAGCUUCUUCCAAUGCAGUUCAGUUUCAUCACAAUCAACUUCCCGACUUGCUAACACUUUCCCCGCCACCAGCAAACCGGCGCGUGAUUGGGCACGACCAAGGAUGUCAGCAUUGGAGGGGGCAAGAUGAAUCCGAUCAGCCAACACCUCUCUUUCCCACGUGUAGAUCCUUGCGAAAGCAGUCCUCUGGUCAAAAGCAGUACGAACAACUUUCCGACGAGCAGAGCUGCGAUGAUAGGUAUCAGCCUCACUUGAUGGAGGACGGCUUUUCGGCCAACCAGGAAGUCGUUGCAUCCGCUGGAAUGGUGGACUCCAGUACAGAUACCAUGGUCUAUUGGAAUCAGCAGCAAGGGCGAGCCUCGGCGGAGAAGGAUCGAUUGUAUCACAUGGACACGCACGGGCACCGCCAACAGGCGCAGCAGUAUCGCAAGUCAGGCAUCGACCAAAAGGGUGCAUUCUACAAUCAUGACAUGGGACUCUACGAAUUCAGGAGUGGCGGGGCAGAGACAUACACGGCAGAAGGCGGUGUGGUGGAUGAAUUCAAGGACGAGGAACUUGAUGACAGAGACCGAGGAUUGCGGCGUCGGGUUUGCAUUGGAUUGACAUGUAUCAUUCUAAUCGGCCUCGCCAUUGCGGGUGUUUUGGUGGGAGUUGUUUUCCGUGAUCAAAUCUUCAAAGGAAGCGGGUCAUCCAAUGCACUAGGAACUAACAAUUUGAAUUCGAUAGCAGCGGCACAGAGUCCUACACGAUCUCCAACUCGCUCUCCCGUGUUCACGACGACGAACGAAUUCCUGCCCAAAACGUUGGUUCCAGACUCAUCAACCUCAGAUGCAGACUCUUUGACACAAAGUACUGGGAGCCCUACUUCGGCAACCUCGCCAAAACCAGGCACAUCGUCGUCAUUGUCGACAACACAGCCUUCAGUCGGAGAGUUGUCAACAGGACAAGCCACAUCUCCGCUUUUCCGCACGUCAUCACCGUCAAUAAUUGCUGACGCAACAGCAUCGCCUUCUUCGUUAGGGGGGCUACCGACGAAGAGUCCGACUGCACAAGAGAGAACCAUGCCGCCUACCACUCACCCGUCUACGGCUACCGGUAGCCCGACGAUUGAAGCUGUCACGGCAAGUCCAUCCCGACGUCUAACCGCUACGCCAACAGCAAACCUGGUGCCAAAUGAGACCGAGACUCCAGCCACAAGAGAACCAACUCAAAGCCCUACUGAUGCUUCGUCCACUGCCAACCCAACCCUCUGGCCUACGCAUCCCCCCAGCUCACCAGAUCCAACUGCUCCUCCUUCACCCCAGCCAACAAUUGCCACUCGAGUCACUUCCUCGCCAUCGGAGAACCCCGCUGCACCGCGAGAAGAGCUCAUGAACCUUCACAAAAUUGAGAUUUUGACGUAUAUCCGCUCCGCCUCUACUAUUGAUAUGAGUGCUGGUAUCAAGGUGUUGAGCCCUCGAAUCAUCAGCAACGGCAAUACUUACAUACCGUUCCCGUGUUUUGCAACCUCUUGCGAUCCCUAUAUUGAAACGAACAUCUACGAACCCAUCACAUUGCCUUCAAGUAAUGAAUGGUUUCUCAAAGAUCCCGACAGUGGAAACACAGAUUUUGGGAACAAAGGACUUCCCUCUGGAGAGUUGGAACUUCGAAUCACUUUUCGAGAUGGAGAUGAUUACGUUUGGUACCUGGAUCCGUCUAGAUGGGCCAGAACCCGCGUUGGUUUUGAAACAUUUUACUCUCGAGAUGUCCAAGGAAAUGGUGACUGGAUGAAGUGGAAGUUUGACGUCCUUCCAGCUGGCGUGACUGGAUGGCCAUAAUAUUCUUGAUGUGCAACGGCCGCCGAAAGCUGCCUACACAGUCUCGUACAAAACGAAUAUCAAAAAACUAACUAUUGAGUUGAUACAAAUCAGGAGUCAAAAGAUAGACUAUAGAGAAUCCCAACACAUAAGAGCAAUAUAACAGCAGAUUGCUAUGAACAUUUAACUCUGGG